UUUACUGUGUCCAGUCUUGAAGUUGGUGGUCACGUGACAGAGUUGUUUCUGUUUCACUUUCCGGCAGUAUGUGCAGUAAUUCAUUCGGAGCGGCAGCACAGCCACAGGAAUGCGUGUUUGUUGCCUCAUAGUGAAAUUGGAAAAAGGCAGCCUAUUUCUAUUCCAGCGCUGUGUGUGAGAGAGGGAGAGUCUCUGGGGACAGGAGGCUAAUAGGAGUUCUGGACCUGAUCAGAGAAAGUCUGAAGAGAAAAUGCCCCCAAGGAGAAGUAAACUCCCUGUUCCUCUUCCAGAAGGAUGGAAAGUUACAGACACCAGCAAAAAAUCUUGGAGGUUGGGUAAAAUGAUCGGCAAAGGCGGCUUUGGGCUCAUCUAUUUAGCUUCUCCACAGUGUGAUACACCAGUGGGCGAUGAUGCAGUCCAUGUAAUAAAAGUGGAGUACCAUCAAAACGGACCUUUGUUUUGUGAGUUGAAAUUUUACCAAAGAGCAGCAAAGCCAGACAAUAUUACAAAAUGGAAAGCCCAUAAGAAACUAGAUUAUUUGGGCAUACCCAAGUACUGGGGAUCCGGAGAAACUACAUUCAAUUCUCAAAGUUACAGGUUUAUGGUGAUGGAUCGACUCGGUGUGGAUCUUCAAACAAUACUGAACAAAAACAAUGGGAAAUUUUCCAUGCAAAGAGUUAUGCAAUUAGGUAUUUGUAUGUUGGAUGUCUUGGAAUUCAUACAUGAAAAUGAAUAUGUACACUGUGAUAUAAAAGCAGCAAACAUUCUUUUAAGCUACACCAACCAGACUGAGGUUUAUCUUGCAGAUUAUGGACUUUCUUACAGAUACUGCCCCAAUGGGAACCACAAAGAGUAUAAAGAAAACCCAAGAAAAGGCCACAACGGGACCAUUGAGUUUACUAGUUUAGAUGCCCACAAGGGAGUUGCUCCAUCGAGACGAGGGGACCUAGAGAUCCUUGCUUAUUGCAUGCUGUUCUGGUUAUGCGGGAGUCUGCCAUGGGAUGACAACCUGACAAAUCCUACUGCUGUUCAAGAUUUAAAAGCAAAACUCCUGAGCAAUCUCCCUGAUUCUGUAGUGGAAUGGACAGCUGGCGAGGACGGAUCCUAUGAAAUUGCCAUGUUUAUGAAAGAAAUUUGCCAUUUAGCAUAUGACGCAAAGCCAGAUUAUGGAGCCCUGAAGAGAAUCCUUUCAAAUCCUCUGGCCUCCAGUGGAACAGACCGUAAUUUCACUUUGACUUCCAACCCAGUGAUAUCCCAGCCAAGAAGACGUCCCAUGACUUCCAAAGCAACAACACAUAUCAAGAAGAGAGAUUCAGGAGACACCGACUCGCCAUUCAGGGAUUUGGAAGAGUUUGAGGAGACAAAAAUCCAGGGGACAAAACUGAAAUCGACACAGGCCAAGCCCAGAGUCUUGGGGAAAAAGGAAGAGCGGGGAAAGAAGAGAAGGGAGAAGAAAGAAGAAGAAGUGCUGGCAAAUUUAGAAGAAGCAAAUGCUCAGUGGAUAAAUCGAGAAGAUUUCGAGGAGACAGAAUCACAGCGGAAAGCUCUCAGCAGAAACCCAACGUUACACAUAAGGUCAAAGAACAGAAGACAAGUUUAUAUUGAAAAAGACUAUGACACGGACAGUGUGGGCUACUAUGAUCAACAAGACUUCAGUGCACCACAGAGACCAUCUCAGUUCUUCUCAGGAGAAAGGGAGGACGGCCAUACUUGUUUUGUACAGGAUACGGGGAUUUCAAAGAGACGUUUGAGUUACACAUAUCCUGCAGAAGAUGAAGAAGAACCGUUUCCAAACAGAUACCAAAAUUCAUCAAUCUUUCAGGACGUUUCUACCUCCGAUGACAAUUCUGAAGUCAGUCGUCAUUAUUGCAGAGACCUUUGUAAAUACGGUGUGGCCAUUCCUGUGCUUUUGCUGACAAUUUACAUUGUAUUUUAUGGGUUUUGAUGGAUUCAGCCGAUUUCUCAAAUCAUCUCUGUCCGACAGGAAACUUCUGAAUGCGUCACGAUUUCUUGUUCGACAUUUUUAGGGUAAUGGGCUAGAAGAAAAGCAAGAAUAUUGAAGUAAACCGAGUGCAAACAAUGUUUUAGUAAUUGUAACAAAACUCAGUCUUUCUCUU
Messenger RNA from Xenopus laevis (African clawed frog), 2117 nucleotides. RefSeq names its product VRK serine/threonine kinase 2 L homeolog (gene vrk2.L). The coding region runs from base 251 to 1945 and encodes 564 amino acids. Gene Ontology annotation, molecular function: protein kinase activity; ATP binding; protein serine/threonine kinase activity. The transcript has 16 exons. NCBI's taxonomy places the organism in Eukaryota, Metazoa, Chordata, Amphibia, Anura, Pipidae. The record is from RefSeq and is a predicted model, not a curated record.